AUAAAACUAAAACCAUUUAUCUUGUAGACUGUGGCAUUAUCUAUGAUUAUUGAGUAUAAUUAUUAAAAAAUUCAACUGCAAUAAUAAAAAGCGAACAAGAGAAACCAUUUACUUAUUUAUUAAUAUGUCAAUAACUUCUAAAGUAGUAUUUGGACUGUCUUGUUUAGCAUCUGUAGGUAUUGUUGGAUUUGUGCACUUCCAGCAACAAAACGAUUUGAUCAAACUUCACGAAGGUGUUAUUAAAGACAUUGAACGACAAGAACACAGACGUUUACAGUUGGAAACUAUUAGUGACAUACCAACAACCAGUAAUCUUCAAAAUGGCCAAAAAAUCGCAUAAAAAACAACACAAAAAAAGAAAACACGUAAGUAAUUUUAAUUUAUUAAUAUAAGUUAGAGCAAGCAUAAUAUUAUGGUGUUAUUUUACCAGAGAUCGCCAUCAUCCUCUAGCAGUUCAACUUCAAGUGAUGAACAAUGGGUAGAAAGUUCACCACCUAAACAGGUUUAUAACAAACCAAAACAGGAUACAGACAAUUGGAUGGACUUUAUAUGCAACACAUCUACAGAAAUCGAAAAGAAAACAAGUUCGAAAAAUAAAGAGUUAGAAGAUGCUAAAGCUAGAAUGGAAAAGGUAUGUACUAGUAUUUUAUCAGUAUUAAUGUUGAUUUUUAUUUGAAUAAUUUUGAAUAUUACUUUUAGCCGGGUCAAUCAACACGAGAACUGAAUCCUUAUUGGAAAAAUGGAGGUACUGGUCUUCCGCCCCCAAAACCAAUGAGUCAACAUAAAGGUUUUCUUAAACCUAAAAUAGAUGAUGAUGAUGAUGAUGAUGGUGAUGAUGAUAAUUCCCGUCAUUAUAGUAACCAUCAUUACUCAAGUCAUACAAAAACAUCUUACAACCGCCAAUCGUGGAAAAAACCAGACUAUAAAAAUGUCAAACCCUAUAGUAGACAUGAUGAUGAAGAACAUUACAGACACUCCAGAGAACACAAUGAAAGAAAAGAAGAAAGGGACAGGCACCAUAGAACAAAUGACAAUGAAAGAAAAAUAGAACGAAAUAAGCGGCAUGUGACUUAUAACAAUGAGAGCAAAGAAGGAAGAAAUAAGAGACAUCAAGAAUAUGAUGAAAGAAAAGAAAAACACUAUAGUGAUAGAAGAAAAGGGGACAGAGAUAGACAUAAUAAAGAAUAUGAAUAUAAAAGAGAAAAUAGUAAUAAAUAUUGUGUAGAAUCCACUAGUAAAGAAACAUAUACAAAUGUUGAAAAAAAAGAUUCACAUUAUAGUCUUAAAAAUGAAAAAUCUGAUGAAAAUGCAGAAAAACCUUUAACUCGAUUAGAGUUAAAUGUAUUGGCUGCAAAACAAAUAAAAGCCGAGUUGAUGGGAAAUACGGUGAGUCACUUAUAUAUAAAAUUAAACAUUCAUGGGAAAAAAUGUUUUAUCACAGAUGAAUUAAAGUUAUAAUUUUGUUUAAAUUCAGCAAUUGGCUCAAGAACUACAGCAAAAACUAAAUGCAGCACGCAAUCAUAGUUUAUUAGAUAAUGGAACAUCAAAUAAAGUAAAUCAAACGGAAGAAUUUGUGUUACUUACUAGGACAUCAUCUAAAGGUUAUAGUUAUCCUGUUAAACAAGGUCAUGGCGAUACAAAUUUCGGUAAGAAAAGAAGAGAAAAAGUUUUAACACAUGAAGAUGGUAAAAGGGUGAGAUAUUUUGAUGAUGAUGACAAAUAUUCAUUAAAAUCUAUGGUAAGGAAACAAAUUAAAGACAAUAGGUACUUUUAAAAAUGGUUUCUACUUAUGUUGAUAUAUAUUUUAGUUUGAAAAAGAAUUGACGACUACAGCUGAAGACAGUAAUAUGGAAUUUGUGAAACUUUCAAGAAAGGUAAUAUUUUUUUAAAAGAUAAUACUGAGAUUAUUUUAGAUUCUGAAUAGAGCGAGAACCUCUUCUACCAGGGAUUUUUCUCUGAUUUUCAAGUAAAACAUCUUUUCUAAAAGUUAAUUUUAAUGGUGUGGUACUUUAGGGAGGUCAUUAUUUAAUGUUCCCAGGGAUUUUCAUAAUAAACAGGAAAAAUCGUAAAUAUGACGGCCUUUCAAAAUAUGUAUUACUGAACUCUGUUCAAAAUCAUUUUUCAUUAGUAAUGAUUAAUUGUUGCUAAUAGAUAUAUACAUUAAAUUUUUUCCCCUUUUUCUUCUCAACUUCUCAUCUAUAACAGUGGCCCACUCAUUAUAUGAAGUAUGUCCAUAUGGUUUUUAUGUGAUAUGUAAGUCAACAAAUGUACAUAUAAGUAUAUUUAUAUAUAUAUAUAUUUAAAGAAAUUAGGUGUAAGUGUGUGUGAUUUUUAAAAAUUACCUUGUUUCACAUUCCUCAGUACAGAAUAAUGUUACAUGAUUAUUUUGAAUUUUUAUCUAAUGAUUAUUGUGUUAAUAAAAAAAUAAUUGGGAAUUAAGUUCUUAGAUAAUAAUUUAAUAAACUAUUAUUUCCUUGCACUGUUUUAUAGGUGUUUCUUAAUUUGACUGUUUAUACUUAAUUUAAUAUACAUACAUAAAUCAAAAUUAAUUUAUUUUGUUUUCACCCAGAUUAUAAAGUUGACAUGAAUUUUUGAUUAUUAAUAUAUCAUUUUUUCAGAACUGUUCCUUUAUAAACAUUUGGACAUUUACAUAUCAUUCAUCAUUUGUGUUUAAUUAAUAUGGAAAGUAUUUCUUAAAUAAAAUGUUUUAUUUCAGGUAAAUGCUAGAGAUGACGAAGAUGAUGUAUUUGUAGAACGUGCAUCAGAAAAACGGUCAGCUAAGGCAUAUGAGAGAGAAGUUAAAAGGGCAAUCAAUGAGCAUAAACAUACUGAAAAAGUUUUAAACUCUUGUCGUUAUUGUUUUGAUAGUGAAGAAAUGUUGAAACACUUAUAUAUCGUUAAAGGAGAAAAAGUAUGUGUACAACUUUAUUUACAAUUUUAAUAUUAAUUUAUUUUAUCCAUUUAGUGUUACCUGUGUUUACCGUCUUACAAAUCCUUAACAGAAGGGCAUUGCUUGAUUGUACCAAUUUACCACUAUGCAUGUGCAACUGAUAUUGACGAAGAUGUUUGGACAGAAAUGCAGGUAAAUUUUAGUCAGUUCUUAUUUUUUAGAAAUGUAUAAUUUUAUCAUCUAGUUAAUGUUUUAGGUGUUUCGAAAAGUGCUAACAUCUAUGUUUAAAGAUCAAGACGAGGAUGUGGUGUUCUUCGAAAGUGCUAUGCGUUUAAACAAUAUGCCUCAUAUGGUUUGGAACUGUGUACCUGUUCCAAUUGAAAUUGGCGAUACUGCGCCAAUAUAUUUUAAAAAAGCUCUUUUGGAAUGUGAGACAGAAUGGGCAAUUAAUAAAAAAGUUGUAGAUUUAAGUAGUAAAGAUAUACGUAGAGCAAUUCCCAAAAGUUUGCCCUAUUUUGCUGUUGAUUUUGGAAUGCAAGGUGGAUAUGCCCAUGUUAUCGAAGAUGAAAAAAUGUUCCCAAAUAACUUUGCUGAGGUAGUUAUAAGAGUUAAAAAAUAUUUUUUCUUUAGUUGAAAACAAUUUAGGUAAUUUUUUAUUAAAAUGUUUUAUUAACAGAGAUUGUAUAUUUAUCUUUAGGAAAUUAUUGGCGGUAUGAUGGAUUUAGAUCAUAACACAUGGCGAAAAAAACAAAAAGAACCAAUUAAUGAACAAUUGGAAAAAGCUACAAAAUUCUUGAAAAUGUGGGAACCCUAUGACUUCACAAAAAAAUAAUGUUUUCAUAAUAUUCAUAGUAUCAAUAAAUUAAUGUGUUCUAUUUGACAUACCUUAUAAAGAAUAUUUUGAAUUUAUAUUUAUAUUUAUACAUAAAUUGUAUGGAAAAAAAAAAUAAAUAAAUAAGAAAUAGAAACUAUAUUAAUUUUAAAUAUUUAGACAAUUUAUCUUAUACACAACUUUCAGUUAUUUAAAAUAAUCAAUGUAAAUCAGUGUGUAUAAAAUGUUUUAUGAUUAUACUAUAGUUUCCAAUUCCUUUGCAUAGUGAAUAGCGUGAUCAGCUAUCUGUAAUGCAGGCAAAGGUUCUAUUGCUUUCUUUUCUUCUUCAAGAUGGAAUACAUAAUAUCCAUCUUGUCCCAAUAUCCAUUUUUUCUAAACAUAAAAUAAUAAUAAUACAUUUUUCAGUUUUUUUUAUUGAAACUUAACAUAAAAAUAAUUGAAAUUCACCUUAAUAGCAAAAUCAUUCAUUUCGUUAGUGCUGUUGAAAUUUAACAUUUUUGUAGCAGAGUUAAUUGAAAUUUUUUUGUAUGCCUUUUGCAAGCACUCAGCUAUCUCGUUACGUAAAGUGUUGGUUAGUAUGCUCAUAAAAAAAUUAUAUGUAUCUGAUGGUACAUUUGAUUUUGCUUGAAAUAUCUAAAUGCAUAUAAAUAUAUAACACCAAGAACAAAUAAAAAAAAAAAAAUGAACAGUUCAAUAUGUUUAUUAAUUACCUUAUUAUAACUACCCUCCAUCAAAUACUGUUCUAAAGCCACCGGAUGCUUAAUAUAAGUGUUGGUUUGAACAAUAUCAUAAGGGAGAAGUUCUAAUUCAGUAUGGAACUCGGCUACUCUAUUUUGUGAUAGUAAAAACAGCAAGUUCAGACCUAACAAAUGAUAUUGGUUUACAGAUUCUGGUAAUUUAUCCCUAUAUAAAAACAAUGGGAAUUUUGAAAUUAGUAGAUAUAAUUUACAAUCAAUAUCAUUAAGUAUUGCAUACCUGUAGUCCAAAUAAUAACACUUGAGUUGUGCCAUGUAUCUUUCAAAAGAUGGUAUAUCAUGCAUGGCGAUACUACAUUGAACUCCAACUUCUAAUAUGUCUCCUAGAAAAAAUGAUAAAAUAUUAUU
Molecule: messenger RNA, 4825 nt
Organism: Cinara cedri
Lineage: Eukaryota; Metazoa; Arthropoda; Insecta; Hemiptera; Aphididae
Source: the annotation of a GenBank genome assembly